This is a messenger RNA of Erpetoichthys calabaricus (reedfish), 4161 nucleotides long. Its product is annotated as sodium channel protein type 3 subunit alpha-like. The record is from RefSeq and is a predicted model, not a curated record. The transcript is spliced from 20 exons. Gene Ontology annotation, biological process: sodium ion transmembrane transport; membrane depolarization during action potential; neuronal action potential. Gene Ontology annotation, molecular function: voltage-gated sodium channel activity; protein binding. NCBI's taxonomy places the organism in Eukaryota, Metazoa, Chordata, Cladistia, Polypteriformes, Polypteridae. Gene Ontology annotation, cellular component: plasma membrane; voltage-gated sodium channel complex. The coding region runs from base 1 to 3924 and encodes 1307 amino acids.
AUGACCAUUAAGAUACUGGCUCGAGGAUUUGUAUUUCAUCGUUUUUCAUAUUUGAGAAAUGCAUGGAACUGGUUGGAUUUUACAGUUAUCGUACUUGCUUACCUGACACUGGCAUUUCCUUUCAUUCCUGGACUGUCAGCUCUAAGAGCUUUUCGUGCCCUAAAGAUGAUAUCACUUCUACCAGCCAACUGGUUAGUACAAGAUGACAUAGACAUUAAUGUAUGUGGAAAUGCAAGCAGCACAGGGAGGUGUCCUGCCAAUUACACCUGCCUUUCAGAUGUGGGUCUCAACCCAAACAGUGGGUUUACAUCAUAUGAUCAUUUUGGAUGGGGUUUUGUUACAUCUUUUCAGCUUCUCACACUUGAUCGCUGGGAAAAUUGUUAUCAUCUGAUUCUUCGAAGCAGUGGACUUUAUUAUGUUUUCUUUUUUACUGUGAUAGUCAUGUUUGCUUCUUAUUAUAUUGUAAAUCUGGUGUUGGCUGUGGUGGCAUCUUCUUAUGAAAAGGAAUUCAAGAGGAAAGAAAAAAUUAAAAAAGAGCAAGAGGAAAUUUUAGAACUGAGAAGACGAAAAGAAAAAAUGAAAAAGAAAAACAACACCCUUAAUCCAAAAGAACGAUUCCGUCAAUAUGGACGUCAGAUGACUAGAGGAUUUUCAAUGGAAUCUGUUCUUACAUGGGCAACUGAGCUUUCUCAUUAUAGUGCAGGUAAACAACUGAGAAAUAUAGUGCUGACAGCAAUUUUUGCCAUUGAAGCUUUCUUGAAGAUUCUGGCAUUUAACCUGUUGCCCUACCUAAGCAAUGGAUGGAAUGCCUUUGACUUCAUUAUUGUUAUGCUUAGCUUCGUGGACUGGGGGCUUACUGCUGCAAAUUUCAAAUCAUUUGAUAUCAGUGUCAUACGAUCCUUCAGGAUGCUUAGAGUCUUCAAACUUGCAAAAAGUUGGAAGACUCUUAAUGUUCUUAUCACAGUUAUAUUUGCAUCUCUGAAGGAAAUGGGAAACCUAACAGUGAUAGUUGUCAUUGUGAUUUAUAUUUUUGCUGUGAUAGGAAUGCAGUUGGUUGGUAAAGAUUACUUAAAUAAGGCUGCCUUUCCUGAUAAUCAAGUCCCUCGUUGGAAUUUUACGAGUUUCUACAAAUCAUUCCUGAUGGUUUUUCGAGUUAUUUGUGGCGAGUGGGUAGAGCCCCUUUAUGACUGUAUGCGUUGUUCAAGGAUAUACUUUUGUAUUCCUCUUUUCUUUGCCACUUACAUCAUAGGAAACUUUCUUGUACUAAAUCUGUUUUUGGCUCUGCUACUUAACUUUUUUUCCGGAGAUACACUAACGGCAAAAGAAAGCAACAAUUCUCCUCCCCUGUCAACACACAUUAAAAAGCUUCUAACUGUGAUUAAGCUGAAAAGGUUCAGCAAACAUCACUCUGCAAAAAUUCAACCCAAUGAGGCAGUAGAAGGAAGUAAUGUCAAGCUGUCACAACUCUUACAACUGCAAUCUGGUACAAGUCCAAAUGCAAAAUCUCAGGGAGAGCAAAAUACCAGUACAGGAAUUACUUGUGUUGACCAAAACCCUAAGGCUCAAGUUGCAAGUGUACCAUCUCAAAAUGAAAUCCCCACAGUUAGCGCUCACUGCAGAAGAUAUGAAAAUGGAUCGGCUGUUAUUGUGCCUGAAACAUUGGAGGAAGCUCACAUAGAACCUGAAAUAGAAAUUGUCCAUUCUGCUAUUGGAAAAGGCCCAAUAAACACUGGCAAAAAAAUACCAGAAAAUGCAAAAGUGGAGCAUAACGCCUUAGAUGACAAAUACACACACAACAAUGCAAAGAUUCAAGAAAUAUUGCAAUACCUUGACUACUUUUACACCGCCUUCUUCAAUCUGGAAAUGCUUCUGAAACUAAUUGGGCUUGGAGCAGUUCAGUAUUUCACUAAUGUAUGGACACUCUUGGAUUUUCUUCUGGUUAAUGGGUGGUUAAGUUUGCUAAGCAGUAACAUAAAGGCCUUCAGUUCACUGAGAUCACUGAGAACUCUGCGAGCCUUGAGACCUCUGAGAGCUAUUUCCCGUUGGGAAGGAAUGAGACUUGUUGUGAAUGCCCUGAUAAGAUCAAUACCAUCCAUAUCCAAUGUAAUGCUUGUGUGCCUGGUCUUCUGGCUUAUCUUUGGAAUUGUCGGAGUUCAGAUCUAUGGUGGGAAAUUCUACCAAUGUGUGGACAGGAAUGGACAACGCUUAUCAGUUGACAUUGUUAACAACGUUACAGAAUGCCAAGCGAAUUCAGACAAAGGCUUCAAAUGGGUGAAUACAGAGAUUAAUUUUGACAACAUCAUGUCUGCUUACUUAGCUCUCUUGCAAGUGUCAACAUUUGAAGGAUGGAUGGAAAUUAUGGCUAGUGCAGCAGAUGCAAGAGGAAUUGACCUCCAGCCACAAACAGAUGCAAAUGUCUACAGUCUUUUAUAUUUUGUUGCCUUUAUUAUUGUUGGAACAUUUUUCACGUUAAAUUUAUUCAUUGGAGUGAUUAUUGAUAACUUCAACACCGUUCAUAAAAAGUCUAGAAAAGAAGGAGCACUGGUCAUGCUUCUUACUGAAGAUCAAAGAUAUUUAUACGAUGCAUUAAAAAGACUCUCUAAAGUUAAGCCAAUAAAACAAAUCCCUCCACCUACAAACAUAUUUUUCUUAUUCUUCUACAAAGUGGUUAAUCACAGGUACUUUGAACCUGCCACCAUUAUUUUAAUUGUUUCAAAUAUGCUUUUCAUGACCAGUGACCACUACGAGCAAACAGAAGUAUACUCUUAUGUUCAAAAUGUCAUAAACGUGCUGUUCACAGCAUUAUUUUCUGUUGAAGCUGUACUCAAAAUCCUAGGACUGCGACUAUACUAUUUUACCCAAGCCUGGAAUAUCUUUGAUAUUUUGGUCAUCAUUACAUCUAUUAUAGGAAAUUUACUGGAUAGUGUGGCCACCCAGAUUGGCUUCUCUCCAACCAUGCUGCGUGUUCUGAGAUUGGCCCGGCUUGGAAGACUGCUCAGACUUGUCAGGUCCUUGAAGGGAAUUCGGAGACUGAUUUUCACCCUGAUUAUUUCAGUUCCUGCUCUCUUCAACAUCGGGAUUCUACUCUUUCUGGUAAUGUUUAUUUACUCGAUACUGGGCAUGAAUCUAUUUCGAGAUCUGCCGAGAAAUGGAUCCAUAAAUGAAAUUGUGAACUUUGAAACUUUUGCAAACAGCAUGCUGCUUCUAUUCCGUCUGACUACUGCCGCAGGGUGGAAUGAUGUACUCCAGCAGCUUCUCGUUAGCAAUGUGCAACCAAAUAUUGUGUGCAUUUUAUUCAUGUCAUCGUACAUAUUAAUUUCUUUUAUUGUGAUUGUUAAUAUGUAUGUGGCUGUCAUUCUUGAGAACUUCAAUCAAGCCCAAGAACAGGAGAUGGCUGGUGUCACAGAUGAUGACAUUGACAUGUUCUAUGAGGUGUGGAGUAAAUAUGACCCUUUUGCUUCACAGUUCAUUCUCUAUGAACAGCUGUCUGAUUUCCUUGAUGAUCUUAAGCCUCCCAUGAGAAUACCAAAACCAAACGCAGUCAAACUUGCAGCCCUGAACCUCCCUGUAACCAAUGGAAAUAAGCUGCACUGCCUAGAUAUACUGAGAGCGAUGUGUUGUGUCAUCGUAGGCAACGUGAAGGAGACAGACCCCUUAAAAGAGCUGCAAGGGAAUAUUGUUGAAAGGAUGCAAAAGAAAUUUCCAAUCCGCAACACAAUGCAGACUGUAACUACGACCUUAAUGAUUCGUAAGGAGGUCAAGGCAGCUAUGACAAUUCAGAAAGCCUUCAGAAGAUGGCGGAAAAGGCAACGGCUUAAAUUGGAAAACAUGCGUGCAGAAAAGAAAUCUGUGCACUCAGUGCACUCGAGUUCAACAAGUUCAUCGUCAAGUCGGCCAUCUUCACCUGAUGACAUUUCACUCUAAAACUGAAAGGUGGUCUGAAUCAUAAGAAGAAUGUAUAAAUUAGGAACUGAAUAUUUACAUUUGGUGGAAAUUCAGAACAUUCCUGGAAUCAAAAUGUAUUUUUAUAAAUGAUCAGUUUCAGGCAGAGAUUCGUUUCAUCAGACUUAAUAGGUAAAUUUGCACAAAUUGAUCCUUUCUACAUACCAGCUGUCAAUUUUAACAAUCUCUUGCAAUAAAGUAAUAUUUCUGUUUGUUCUG